Messenger RNA from Arachis ipaensis, 870 nucleotides. NCBI's taxonomy places the organism in Eukaryota, Viridiplantae, Streptophyta, Magnoliopsida, Fabales, Fabaceae. The record is from RefSeq and is a predicted model, not a curated record.
UUCCUGUACCCUCCUCAAUUGACCCAGUUGUUGGGGCAUCCAUCAUGCUGAAGGGCAUGACAGCUCAGUUCUUGGUUCGCCGUUGUUUCAAGGUUGAACCUGGUCAUACUGUCCUUGUACAAGCAGCAGCUGGUGGAGUUGGAUCCCUAUUGUGCCAGUGGGCAAAUGCACUUGGCGCAACGGUUAUUGGAACUGUAUCUAGUAAAGAGAAGGCAGCUCAAGCCAAGGAGGAUGGCUGCCAUCAUACUAUAAUCUAUACGGAAGAGGAUUUUGUUGCUCGAGUCAACGAAAUUACAUCUGGAAAUGGAGUCGAAGUAGUUUAUGAUUCAGUAGGAAAGGAUACUUUUCAGGGAUCUUUGGCGUGUUUAAAACUUCGAGGCUACUUGGUAAAUUUCGGGCAGUCAUCAGGUACUCCCGAUCCCGUUCCAUUGUCUACCCUGGCUGCGAAAUCCUUGUUCUUGACAAGGCCAAGUCUAAUGCAAUACAAUGUCACUCGUGACGAGCUAUUGGAGUCUGCUGGAGAGGUGUUUACUAAUGUUGCUUCUGGUGUGUUGAAGGUGCGAGUUAACCAUACUUACCCUUUGUCUGAGGCUGCAAAAGCACAUGAAGAUCUUGAGAAUAGGAAGACCUCAGGGUCUAUUGUGUUGAUACCUUGAUGAUGCUAUCAGUUUGUAUGUAAUAAAUGUUCUAACUUCUAAGCACCUGGUUCUUGUUCUGUCUUUUUUAUUUCUCUUUGAAUGGAAACGGGUUAUAGAUUGUAACAUGUAGAUAAUGUUUGGUAUGGUAUUCGUCAGGUUGUUAUAUGAUUAAAAGAAUAAUUUUGUUAUCAUUCUCUGAAGAUUAGAGUUAUGUGACGCUCUUUCUGGUUCA